This is a messenger RNA of Polychytrium aggregatum, 1619 nucleotides long. RefSeq lists its product as uncharacterized. Gene Ontology annotation, molecular function: hydrolase activity, acting on ester bonds. NCBI's taxonomy places the organism in Eukaryota, Fungi, Chytridiomycota, Chytridiomycetes, Polychytriales. The coding region runs from base 107 to 1408 and encodes 433 amino acids. The record is from RefSeq and is a predicted model, not a curated record. The transcript is spliced from 8 exons.
CCGCUGCCGAGCGCAAGCCCACUCCGCCACCCAACAUGGCCGCUAUCGACGAGUUCACAAACACAUUCUCGGAACUCCUGAAGGUCGAGGCCGAUAAGGUCGAAGGAUGGGAAAGAGUCCACAAGUCAAUCGCGAGGUUUGGCUCAAGGACAUCGAGGACCUAAUUGCCAACCUGGAGAUGCUGUUUGAGUACAGCGAGGUCAACAUCGUCGCAUUCAAGAAAAUCAUCAAGAAAUUCCAAAAGUACAUUGAACACGGCAACGUCUCGAAUGUGUGGACAGUCAUCAAGGCCUAUCGCUUCUUUUCCAACUCGGAGCUGGAUCAGGUGCUGCUGGCAAAGGCCAAAAAGGAGCUCCGCAAAUCGGUCCCCGAAAUGGCUCUGACGCCAACCGAAGCCCUUCCCGUUGCCGACCAAGGCAAUGUUCCGACUGUCACCAAGCUCGACCUGGACGCCCUUCCGGGCGGACAAAUCUCCAAGCUGUGGCUGGCUGUAUACGAGGAUGGGACCGGAAGCCUGAUCCGAAUCCCGGUGAUUGUGGCCAAGGGCGUCAAGUACGGCCCCACGGUUGGCAUGACGGCCGCUUUGCACGGAAACGAGUUGAAUGGAAUCCCCCUGAUCCACAGGCUUUUCAGAGAAAUCAACCCGCAGCAACUUCACGGCGUCCUCGUCGCUGCCACGGUGACGAACGUUCCGGGCUAUGUGCGAAACCAACGAGGCUUCAGCGACGGCACCGACUUGAAUCGGAUCAUGCCCGGCAAGGCCAACGGAUCGUCGCCGCAGGUCUAUGCUUACAAUCUGAUGGAGCGCUUGAUCAAAAAGUUCGACUAUCUCCUUGAUAUCCACACGGCCUCGGCCGGCCGUGUCAACAGUCUCUACGCUCGAGCAGACAUGAUCAAUCCAAAGACAAAGAAGAUGGCUAUACUCCAGAAUCCGCAGAUCAUUGUCCACAACACUAGUCCAGAUGGCAGUCUCCGCGGAGCCGCCAUGUCCAACGAUAUUCCCGCCAUUACCGUCGAAAUUGGCGACCCUUCCAAGUUCCAGAAGCGCUUCGUCAAGAAUGCCCUUCUCGGAGUGACCAACAUCCUGUGCCAUCUUAACAUGAUUCCCAAUGAGGUGGAUCAACCAGAGUAUGAUCCGGUUGUCUGCAGUCGAUCGUAUUGGAUCUUUGCCAGCAAGGGCGGUGUUUUGACGGUGCAGCCCGAGAUUUACACGUGGGUUCGCAAGGGCGAGAUGAUUGCCCAGCUCCACUCGCUCUUUGGCGACCUCGUCGAAACGUACUAUGCUCCUGAAGACGGCGUUGUUGUCGGCAAAAGCGUCAAUCCAGUCUGCGAGUCUGGCAGCCGCAUCAUUCACCUUGGUGUUGUUGAGGAUAGCUUCGCCAAAGAGGCCCAUGACGGGCAUCUUUAGUGCAGAGCAAUGUUGGAGAUCUCGCUGCUGCUUGUGUCGAAAUAAAACGGCGAAUCUAUCACUCAUGCGGCACCGAGCCAGAUAGGUCUGGCAUCACGCUUCGGAUCACUGAACUGGCAGUCUACGCGAUCCGGACACCUCUCGAGUGCAAGACAGCCAUGGUGGCUAGUAUCACGGAUACGUAGAUGAGCAAUAUGAUAAACGCCAUCAC